Molecule: messenger RNA, 997 nt
Organism: Scylla paramamosain (green mud crab)
Lineage: Eukaryota; Metazoa; Arthropoda; Malacostraca; Decapoda; Portunidae
Exons: 6
Coding region: 203-700 (165 amino acids)
Source: RefSeq, a predicted model, not a curated record
UGAGGGGAAGGGUGAUGGCGGAAACACAGUGGUUAUAUAUAUGUAAGGGAAGAAGCAAGGGAGCGUCACACUGUCUCAGCCACACGCUAGCGCAAAGGGACGCAAGAACUGAACACCCACAAAGAAAACGGGAAGUAGGACUCUCCCACCGCCCCUACUCCCUCUUCACUCUCAUCACUGACACCUCCCACCAAAGGCCACAAUGAGGACGAGCGGCGCCGUGUUUCUCCUGACGGCAGCGCUGACGGGGCUCACGCAGGCUGCCUGGCUUGAGAACUUUUCACAAAGCCUGUGCCGGACGGACAUCAGAUGCUACACCAAGACCUAUUACUGCUCUCGAAUCCUCAAUGUCCCCUACAUACAGCGCGUCAUGACCCAGGUCCUCUCCUACUGUUACUCCCUCCUAGGCUCCUCCACCCUGCGAACCACUGCUUUUACUGAAGAUGAUCUCAUUGAUGUCAUGAGUGGCCUGCAUGGAGAGCAGUUGCCCGACUGUGUGCUGGUGCAGAUGGGACUGGUGGUGGACGGUCAAGUGAACCAGGCAGGGCUGUACCUCGCCCUUGCUAACACUGUCAUCAGCAACAACGCCAACCAGCAGAAUACCUUCUUUGAUGCCGUUAGCACCUGCCCAGCACCCUCCAAGCCUCAGCUGGCAUCGUUUGGUGCCUGCGUAAUACAGGCAUGUGUCUCGGCCUUGUAGCCCUUCACUACACAGCCUUCCUAACCCCAUCAAUCCUGUCUUCAAGAGUUACCAGCACCCAUCAAGACCAAUGGCAAACACUGAGUAUAUUGUACAUCUCUCCUCUUAAAUGACAUCGUGACCCACUCAUCAUGACAUUUACUUUCCACCUUCCUCUUUCAUUAUGCACAGUCAAACAAGGUGAAUGCUUUCACCACAUCAUGAGGUCACAAGGUCACAUGAUCAGCUGCCAUAUGUGCAGCCAAUCUAUGUGAUGAAACUGCAAUUGAAAUAAAUGGAUAUUUCACAACAAAAAAA